CUGCCAUGUAGUACCCUCCCUGCACAAUUAGCCAAUCAGCAGCGCGCUCUGCCAACCAGGAGGACGCAUAAAAGAAGAACAUUGCAGCAGAGGCACAGAAGGAGACUGCGAGAGGAGCAAGGAAUUACACACAAAAACAACAGAACCAGAACACCCUCCCCUGGACACACCCUGCUGAGGAUCACUGCUUCUCUUUUUUCUGAACCAUCGCCCACGCCACUCGGAGAGAACGCUCUCCCUCAUCAUCAUCCAGUAGAAAACCCCUUUCUCCUCAUUUUCAUCCUAUAGAGGACACCUACAAUCUCAGAGGGCUGAGAUCCCUUGGCGAAGAUUGUAUUUUUUUCCUUUUUUUCUUUUUUUUUCUUUUCAUUUUAACUCCUGAACAGAAUACAAGGGCCAUAUAAUAUAAAGGCCGAAGAGAAUACUCAGCCCUCAGCUUCAAGACCAGUGCAAAGAAGGACCUAGAUUUCUUUCAUUGUACGUCAAGAAUGGUUACUCAGAUAAUCAGCACCAUGGAAACCCAGGUGUCCAACGGUCCAAGCGGAACCAGUCUGCCCAAUGGCCCAGUCAUUAGCACAAAUGGCUCCACAGACGACAGCAAAACCAAUCUGAUCGUCAACUAUCUGCCUCAGAACAUGACCCAAGAAGAAUUCAAAAGUUUGUUCGGUAGCAUCGGAGAGAUUGAGUCCUGCAAGCUAGUCAGAGACAAGAUAACAGGUCAAAGUUUGGGAUACGGUUUUGUAAACUAUGUGGAUCCAAAUGAUGCUGACAAGGCCAUCAACACACUCAACGGUCUCAAGCUGCAGACUAAAACAAUUAAGGUAUCUUAUGCCCGGCCAAGCUCGGCUUCCAUUCGUGAUGCCAACCUUUACGUGAGUGGACUCCCCAAAACCAUGAGUCAGAAGGACAUGGAACAGCUGUUCUCCCAGUACGGUCGCAUCAUCACAUCCCGUAUUCUAGUGGACCAGGUUACAGCAGGCAUAUCACGAGGAGUGGGCUUCAUCCGGUUUGACAAGCGAAAUGAAGCAGAGGAGGCCAUCAAAGGCCUGAACGGACAGAAGCCUUUGGGUGCCGCCGAGCCCAUCACUGUCAAGUUCGCCAACAACCCCAGCCAGAAGACAGGCCAGGCCUUACUGACUCAGCUGUACCAGACUGCUGCCCGCCGCUACACGGGACCCCUACACCACCAGACUCAGCGUUUCAGUGUGAUCCCUUCACUUGGAAAGGGACCAGAUCCAAAUAACAGCUCAAAACCAAUACUCGACAAUUUACUAAACGCCAGCUACGGAGUCAAGAGUUCUCCUACUCUCUUCCCCAGAUUCUCACCUAUCACCAUUGACAGCAUGACCAGCCUGGCCGGGGUCAACCUCACUGGUCCAACCGGAGCUGGCUGGUGCAUCUUUGUGUACAACCUGUCCCCUGAGGCGGACGAGAGCGUCCUGUGGCAGCUCUUCGGGCCUUUCGGUGCCGUCACCAAUGUCAAGGUCAUCCGUGACUUCACCACCAACAAAUGUAAGGGCUUUGGCUUUGUCACCAUGACCAACUACGACGAAGCUGCCAUGGCUAUCGCUAGCCUUAAUGGCUACCGCCUGGGUGACCGUGUGCUGCAGGUUUCCUUCAAGACCAGCAAGCAGCACAAGGCCUGAGAGAGAGAGGCUGCUGGUGCCAGCUCCUUCGACCUGCAGGGAGAGCAACCCAAGCUCUCUGUGCCAUCACUCUACAUGGGCCUGGACUGAGUCUCUCUCUGACAUACUCUCACACAAAUUCAUGAAAUGAAAUCACAAACACAGACAUGCAAAUUCACACAUAAAUGCACGCACAUGCCACAAACAUAUCCAUACGCAAGCAUACACAAGUCAGAGUUUCAAACAAACACACUAGUGGAGUUUUUCUUUUCUCUUUACACAACAUGCUAGUCCUUCCCUAUAUUUGCCUGGAUUGAAUUAGAAGGGGUACGUAGCUGGUUUGUUGGGUAGGGGCAAGAGCUAUCUAUUUAGGAGACAGUCUAACGAAUGUGACGGAGAAUGUGUACUGAGUGCUUUGAUUGAAUUCAGGCAAAUAAUGACAACUGAUGAACAAAAUGAUCAAAAAUUUAAGUGAACGAAUAUGUGCAAUUUACCCAAACUCUUACCCCACCAUCUCUCCCAUUAUCUUGCUGGAGAGGAUGUAGUCACUUUUUUACACUUGGGCAUUUUGAAUCAGCGAUUUUUUUAGAUCAAAGAAAAUGAAAGUAAAAAACAGUGUUCUCUUAUAUACGUCUAUUAAAAUAUAACUAUAUAUUCAAUAUUUAAGGUGGUUAUAAUAGCCGAGUAUGUAAGCAUUUUCUAGAAACUUUGACUACUGUUUCCUGACCUGCAUUAGGUGGUGCCUAGCGUAAAGGCAGUUUCUCUACCCUAUCUGAGCUUGUUAGCUCAGACCCAAUAUGAUUUAGUUAACUAAAUGAAUACUGGUCACAGAAAAGAGUAGUCCGAAGGCCAUCAGAAUCACUCUUUCCCUCACAGUCUCACGCCAAACAAAAUAGUACACUCAUAUAUCACAGAAACACAGUUCAGUAACUAGAAGACUUACACAUAUUUAGUCCACUAAAGCUGUAUUUUUUCUAAUCUCUCCUCAAGAUGGAUUUAAUACAAGCAGACAGUCUGUGAACUUAGAGCAGAGUGGCAGCGCUCCCAUGGUGACAAUGUUCAUUAGUAAUUCUCUGGUGGGCGACAGAGUGAUGAGUGUGAGGGGAAAACCGUUUCACCAUAACACAGCCACGUCAAAGGAAAAUACCGGUGUUUUUUCACUUUUUGCGUCAUUAUCUCAUCUGCACCUGUGUUUUUAACAUUACCCACAGGCCCUUUUAUUUUGCAUGGCACUGUCAGCCAUGAUCAGGUGUCAGAUCCUUUUACCUGAGAGGUCAUUUGGUGUCAAAACAAAAUACAAAGAAGGCAUCCAAGACAGGCAAAUGAUGUUGUUUUUGCUCAGACGUUUUGAUUAUGAAUGUUACUGCACUCAAGAGGCGCAUGUCUUAUGACUGAAUGACAUUUUUAAUGUGAUUACAAUCUAAGUAGCUGGAAAAAGUAAUUGUCAAACACCACACGCAUGGACUGAGCAAUGGUCAAGGCAGGUCUGCACAAACAACACAUAUGAGCAAAAACUCAAGAGCACCGGUAUUAUUCUUCAGUCUAGUGCACAGAUAGAAGCUCCCUGAAUAAAUUAGGUCAAUGUUUUACAUUUCAGCAGAAUACAUGGGAUCUACAGUAACAACACGAGUAGAGUAGAUUAAGGGGACUGCAGUUCCUAAUGACUGAACAUUUAAAACUGACUUAGAGUCACGAGUGUGAGCGACUAUAUCUGCCAAUUUAAAUAGUGAUCACUGAUCCGUUGAGGAGAAAGAUUACCGGCUCCUCCAACUUUGCUAAAUGCUCCUCGGUUUUACUGAAGAACAUUUAAAACCCUUCAAUUCUCUUAAAAGCUUCCUAAAAACUUUGAACUCCUGCCCUCUCAAAAGAUGACUGUACAACAUCAAGCUUGCAAAUAAGUGUCAUAAUUAUACUUCUGUUGACAACAGAAAAAAAAUAUUUAUUUGCUUCAGAUCUGUUUGACACUACUACAAAAAUAGCAUUCAUAAAAUAUCCCCACCCCAACUGCAUGAAGAUUAUUUAUGGCACCCUUGAUGAAACAUUAAAGCCAACCUGUCUAGUUGAAAUGUCUGUUAACAGCCCAGACUUAAGAUUACCAUGGGGAGAGCUAAUGUCUUUCAAUAUCAAGACAUCUGCACAUGAUAAUAGAAUAAAUAAGGUCAACUAUAUUCAAGACAUUUUUGCUUUUGCUUUUCUAAAUGACGCUGUGUUAGCCAAAGAGGACGAUCUCUUUGAAAGGAUUACAUUAGAGAUAAAUCUAUUUUUAUACAUACAAAGGAACAAGACCUUGUGCUGAAUUUUUACAGAUUCUUAAGCUUGGAAAAAUUGGGACAUCGCAUGGCUUUAUUUUAAACCCUCUGAUCUUUGCAGAGCAAGGGGGAAUAAGCAUGCGGUGUAUGGGUGGGGAUUUAGGGAGGGGGCGAAGGAACAAUGUAUCUCAUACAAACUUAGCUGUCUAACCAUAUCAAAAUGAUUGAAACAAACUUAACAAAAAAGACAAAAAAACAAAUUUGAUGUAAAACGAAAAAAAUGCUACAAUUAAACAGUUGGGGAUAUAACCUGACAGACACAUCUAUACUUUUGAGUGCUUAGACACACUCACAUCUCUUGUCCUGAAGUUGUGUACAGUGUUGCUUCAAUGAUGGUGCAGUGAAGUGAAGUUCUUUGACUUGAGAAUCCCAGACAAAAGCUGCAGUGAGAGCGGCUCAUUGCCCAGCUGAAAAACCGAAUAGCUGCUUGCAAACAAAAAGGUAAAACGCAGAUUCAAACAGUGACGCAGAUUCAUAAUGAACAUUGAGCAUGAGUCUUUACGAUUAGAUAGAUUUGAUUUUUGCCAAAGAAUUGCUUUGCAAGUCAGUACCAAGAAGGAUAAAUUAAGACUAUAUUAUUCCCUGAGUAAUUGCUGUACAAAUCUAUGUUAUUUAUUGAAUAAGGACCCUCUACAAUUUCAGUUAUCAUUACUUUUGAACAUAUAAGUUGCGCAUAUCAGUUUACAUUUGUAAAUCUUACAACCACUAAACCAAAUGCUAAAAUGAAGCAGAUGCAAGCAAUCCCAUUUGCACACAUUUCAUGCAGACACCGAAUGACAGAAGGCAAAUCGAAAAUAACGCUGAAUCAGUUCAUCUCUCUACAAGGAAAAAUGCAUCAACGUAACGUAUUUCCCCUGACAUUUAAAUCAUCCGCUUUGUCUUUAUCCUUUAAAAAUGUUAACAUUGCACCCCUUCAAACAGACUGACACGUUCCAAUUUGACUCAUACUGUUUCAUCCCCUGAAAUACUCUGAAUGCUUGUUGCUGGUGUGUCCCGAGCUGACCACACGAAGGAUUAAUCUAGCUAUUUUGGGUCAAGCAAAUUGCAAGAGAUAGCACAGUAGGACUGAGCACGUGGUAAGACCAGUGAUCGACGUUCGGAACAACCAAGAUAACAGGCCGCGGUGAACUGCAGCUGGAGCUGUUUAGCCAGCCAUGUCCGAUGUAGUACAGUCAACCCACAAACCAAACCCACAGCCCAAAAUGACCUUUCAUACACAGUCUAUACAAAGACCUACAUCCGAUGUACAGCAGAGAGCCAAGGACCAUGGCAGGAAACAGUACUACACUGCUUGAGCAACAACAAUAAUCAUUUAAAAACACAAAAAAAACUUUCCUAUGGAACAGUAAGUGCAAUGUGCUUUGUUUUUAUAUUGACUGAGAACAAAUGAUAUAUAUUUUUUAAAAAAGAAACUAAAUGUCACACUGAAAAGGUUUUGCGGAAUCGUGAAAGGAGCAAAAACAUUCAAACGAACAGAGUCAUUAAUAAAUCAAACAAGCAAUGAGAGCUCUGAUCUUAAAAUUUCCAUAAUCACUCCCUCAGCCCCUAAUUUGUGCUCUGACCAUGCAAGCUCAAAAACAAACUGCAUAUUUGGCUGACUUAACAGAGGAAACCUCAACGACCUUGAAAGGAAUACUGUCUAAUAUAUCAUCAGUUUUAGCCCAUGUCAAUUUCAAAUAUCAUUUUUUUUCCUGUAAUUUAUUGAUUUCAUUUACAUAUCAAGACUCACUUGUUAAAUUAGCGUAUUUGUGUUGUUGAUGUUGCCAUAGAGAACACACAUGGGUCAAAGAUUAUGUUUGGUUGCAUUGAUUGGGUACAGUUUGUUCUUUUUCUUCCAUUAUUUAAUUAGUUGCAGUUUUUACAGUGUAUGCAGAUUUUAGACUUAGUUAGAUUUUUUUAUUUCAAUCAAACUGUGUUCAAUUGUGUUUGUAAAGUCUGUGGUAGCUUUUGUUGCAACAUAAAAUAAUUUAAACAGAAAAAAUUCAAAAUAGCGCCAACAAACUUGUAUUAUUUGGGCGACUUUAAGCUUGUAGUUUUAACUUAUUGUUAACUUAAAAACUAUUUAUUAUGAUUAUUAUUAUUGCCUCGUAUAAAGUAUGUUUUGUGUAUAUUUAUGGUUUAUUUCAUUAUAUUUGCAAGUUUAAAAGAUUUUAAGUUUGCCAAAAUUGUGGUUACACCAUUUCGUUUCUUAAAAGGGGGACAAAUAGAAAAACAGCUUUAGAAGUACGAUUUGGAAACGUUCUCCAUAGUCAAAGAAUGCACUGCUAUAUUUAACUAAUUGAAGUGUAUAAACAUACAUGCUGUGUGCUAGAUGUUAUGCCUUUACUGCCUGUGUUCUGUUUGUCUUGUUAAAUGAAAAUCUUUUAAUUAUUUAAUCUAAUCACAGUCUUGUUUUUUCAACCACUCGGUGAACCCCUAAGAAAUGGAGCAGCCCCUGUAGCAAGGCUUUGGCCCAAGCGAGGGUCCAACAACUAGCCAGGAACAGAGGGGAUGUCCUCGGUUUAAUACGCUCACAAGAAUCUUUCCUGUUUAUGCUGAUGGGUUUGAUUUACAAAAAAAAAAAAAAGGAUAUUAAGGGUUCCGUUUCUGCAAAAGCAUUGUAAUACUGAGAUCACCUGUAUCAAUUUCACUAUCAAUUUGUGCUAAUGAAACAAAGGCGUUUCUUUUGCAUAUAAAACCCAGCCAAGAGCUCAAACUAAAUGUUACAGAGCUCAGAAAAGCUGCAGGAAGGUUUUCUUGGGAGUUAUUAGGGUAGUAAAGGGGUGAGUGGUCCUUCUGUUUCUCAACCAACUGUAUUUUGUGUCUAUUUAUUUAGAAGAGGGGACGCAGUAACUUAGUGAUGUUUUUCUUACAUUUUCCUGCAAUGGUAGAACAAAUCAAAGGUGAAAAUGAUCAAAAACUGUUCUGUUGACACCAAUGUCAGUGGAAAAAAUACAAAAUCUCAUACUUCCAAACAUGACCAAAUGAACAAUGUCAAAAUUUAACAGAAAAAAAAAUAAACCUUUCAGUUUAGACUAGGAUAUUUAUUACUGGGAUUUCAGCUGAAGACGCUUGAAGACUUUUUCAUGGAAUUGUUUAAUUAUUUGUACUUUACAUGCCAGAAAAAAAUAAAAUAAAAGUUACAAAUAUGA
Molecule: messenger RNA, 7065 nt
Organism: Amphiprion ocellaris (clown anemonefish)
Lineage: Eukaryota; Metazoa; Chordata; Actinopteri; Pomacentridae
Gene: elavl3
Product: ELAV like neuron-specific RNA binding protein 3
Exons: 8
Coding region: 489-1646 (385 amino acids)
Cellular component (GO): ribonucleoprotein complex
Molecular function (GO): RNA binding
Source: RefSeq, a predicted model, not a curated record